Messenger RNA from Naegleria fowleri, 1581 nucleotides. RefSeq lists its product as uncharacterized. The transcript has a single exon. Gene Ontology annotation, molecular function: protein binding. NCBI's taxonomy places the organism in Eukaryota, Heterolobosea, Eutetramitea, Acrasida, Naegleriidae. The record is from RefSeq and is a predicted model, not a curated record. Bases 1 to 1581 code for a protein of 526 amino acids.
AUGACAUCUGACACCGACUCUGCGCUCCUCAAAGAGGCCACACCUUCAACAACAGACACAUCCACACACUCCCUUUCCUCCUCAUCACAACCACAACACCCUUCUUCAUCAUUGACAUCUUUCAAUCCCAACAUGACAACCAUCCAAGUCACUCCCCCUCCAUCAACUUCCGGAAACAAAUUUAAAUUAUUCUUCUUUAAAUUAUUUCACAAAAGCCAUCAUGGUGGAGAUCAACAACAACAGCACUUAAAAAGAAGUACUUCUUUCUUUGAUCGAUUCAAAAAGAAUAAUCACUCCAAUGGCACCACUUCCUAUCAAACUGUUUCUUCAAAAUCUGAUCUUUCAAAGAAAACUCUCACUCAAGAAGAGAAUGAAAAGAAAACAACACAUGAAUUGAGCAUGUCAUUGAAUGAUUUGUGUGAUGUUGUUGUUGAAGACAAGAUCUUGAAUGAACAACAUCAACGACCACUCAAUGAACACACAACAACUAGUACAACAACAUCAACAACACCUUUUUUUCAAUAUAUUGAAUUUUUAUUCCUAUUUAAUGCAAAUUCCAAUACUUUGAGUGUCUAUAAUGAAGACGAGUUGAAGAAAAUGGUUCCUUAUCAUGGCUCUUUGGAUGUCACCAUUCCAUCUCUACAACAAGCAUUUCACUUGGAUGAUCAUGGUGAUGAUUUGAGUUGUGUAUUAAGUGUUCAACAGAAGAACAUGUGUUAUGUAUUCACGGGUUCACAUGAUAACACGAUUUUACAAUAUGAAUAUCAAAAGACAUGCAAAGAACAGCCAUUUAAAUUAAUACAUACCUUUCAAGAUGAAAAGAAUACAGUAGAAUGUCUUUCACAUUACAAGAAUCAUUUUCUAUUGUCUGGUUCGAGAGACAAAAUGAUUCGUUUGAGAAAAAUUCAAUCGAACAGUGAUCAAGAACAAUUGACUUGUUCCACCUUGCUGGCAAGAUUAGAAGGACACACUAGUUGGAUUCAAUCUGUUUAUGGUGGAGGUAGUGAAGAGUUAACCUUUGUAGAUUCAUGUAUAUUCUCUUCACAGAGAAGUACCUCAGUGAAGGAAUCUGAAAUUUAUAUGUGGAAUUUAGAAAAACAAAUCAUUGUACAGAAAUUAAGCGGACAUGAGUGCACUGUUUAUAAGAUGGCGUCGUCGCCACAUUUAAAUUCAACUCUUUUAAGCGCUUCACAAGAUAGUACGAUCAAGAUGUGGGAUGUUAGAGCGAGUGGUGAUCAGAUGCUUGCGGGAGAUCUAAAAGGUCAUACCGAUUGGGUGAAAGAUAUUGCAACCAGAGGUGAUUACGAUGUCAUUUCUUGCUCGUUGGAUGGCACUCUUAGAUUGUGGGAUGUUCGAAAUACAUCCACGUGUGUUAAAUUCUUAUUUGAUUUGAACGAAAGAUCUUUGAAGGAUGAAAAAUAUGGGUUUACUUCAAUGUCUCUCUCUAAAGACAAGGUAUAUCUUGGCUCCAAUCAUGCCAAACAUUUGUACACUUAUGACCUGAAACAAUCACAAAUGAAAUGUUGUGAAAUAGCUCAAGAAAAUGCAAUUGAUGGAGUUUGUGUUGCAGCGAUUUUCUAA